UAAAUAAUAUUCUAUUGUAUUGGGUCUAAAGUCUAGAGCUAAUUUAUUUUAUUAGGGCUACAGAUCUAGAAUCUAGAUCCAGAAACAGCAUUUUUUAAUCUUUCAGUUCAGUUUCAAUGUAGAUUGAAGAUAUUAGAUAUCCCCCCCCCCCACUUUUCAAUCACCAUAUUUUUACUCUUAGUUAUUUUAGUUGGAUUUAGUUAUUUUAGUAGGUCUAAGGCCUUUUAUAUAUUUAUCUAUGAUCUAGACUGAUUAAGUUACUCAACUUACAAUUAUAAUUAAUUAUUGAAGUUCUUGGUUAAAACAAUUUUUUUUCUAUAAACAUGGCCUAAGUCAUUAUGUCUGACUCUGGCUGUAUUUUUUAAAUUAUCUGUAAUUUAUUUAGGCUACAACUGUUAAAGGCCUAUUAUUCUAGAAUAAUCUGGAAAUAUCUGUACAGACCAUUUGGUGACAGGACAAAUGAUAUAUGUGACAAAUUCGUCCGUGAGAUAUUUUGUCUGAGAUCAUUUGUCCUGAGAUCAUUUGUCAUGGAACCGACCAUUUCUCUGCUUUAACUUACCUUAGUUAACACUUAAAUUGACUUUUAAUUAUUAGGCCUAUAUAAUUAUUAAUUAAGCUAAUAUUUAGUUGUAGUGAAAUCUAGUCUACUAGUAGUCGUAACUUUUUAAACUAACAAACUACUAAACUAGAUCUACUUAAACAUCUUAAAUAUACAAAUUAGAUCUAGAUCUAGAUUAAUUCGACAAGAAUGUAGACUAGAUCAAUUUUUUAAAAAAAAACAGUUAACAAUAAUUGUGCCUACUAAAAGUAGGCCUAAUUAUAAUAAAAUAUUAGUCCACCAAAUAAAAGUAACAUAAAAUAAAAAAAGAAAUGAAUAUCAGGUUAAACUUAUAGGCCUAUAUCAUAUCUAUUGUUGUUAUUAUACCUCUAUAAAUGCCAUGGAUUAGCCUUGUGCAAAUAUAAGUAGAAUAUAUUACUCUAAUCAACAUUAUUCUCUACUCUACCACUCUAGGCCCCAGCCCUAAUCUACUAAGUAAUAAAGUCAUGAUUAGAGAAUUACUUGAUCUUAGAUAGAUGGCUUUAAUAGACUUUGACUAAACUAAAAAGUCAUAAAUAUUUUAAUAUAGGCCUAAGUAUCAACUAUUAUGAACAAAUCUAAAUAAGUGUAUCUAAUAUACUAAAGUAAUAGGCCAUACACUCUUAUCAGAUCUAAAAAGUAGCUCUAUAGUCUAUUUGCCUAACACUUAUUUAAUUAGUUAAGUUUCCCUUAUGUGUCAUAAGAUGUUGAUUUUAUACAAAUUAUUUAAGUUUAUAUCUAAAUUUAGUAAGUUUUUACACCAAACUAAUAAAUUUAUUGUCAUAUUAUGCGGCGCUAAUCCAUCUUACUUGGCCUGGACUCUAGUAUCACUUUUUAGUUUGCCAGUUACUUGGAUUAGUUAGGUGAACAGUUGAUUUAUCAUUAGCAAUUCUCUUAAAAUGCAUGACUAUGUCAUUCUGCUGAGUAAAGAGUAAAGCAUAUAGGCCAUAUUAAAUCUCUUCAAAAAAUCGGUCAAAUAUUGUGGGUUUUUAUCAACCUCAUGUUUUAAGAACAAAACAUUACUGACUAGUGAUUAGUUAAUUUUGCAUUUACUUGAUGUUCAGCUACUUUCAAGUGACUAACAAGCAAAUAAUUGUGGUUGUAUUGCACUAUUUAAUUAAACUAGAAACCUUGCCUCUUUUACGAGUUAAGUUGUAAAGGAGAUGGCAUUAUGAAGACAUUAGGCAGAUCUCCACACUGGAGAUGUUGUUUCUUAUACUUUUUUACUACCUAGUGUCUUAAAUAACAUGGAAAGUGUUCACAUUAUUCCCUGGCAACCUGGCUCUUCCUGUUGAAACUCUUCUGUGUCUGAUAUUGCACAAACCAGUGCGAAAUCAUGGAAACCAGCUGUAAAAGUCUUGUUCAAGAAAAUCAGGAAGUGGUGCGAGAGCUGAUCAGUGAGGAUGAUGCAAGGACUGUGCCGGCCUUAUCAAAUCUUCACAUUCUGGAGAUGCCAGACUCCCUUUUUCUCCACAUCUUCAGCUAUCUCCCGUUCUCUUCAAUUGGAACCAUCUCACAGGUAUGCCGCAGGUGGCAUCAGAUAUCAUAUGAUGAACUUUUGUGGCGUAGCGUGUUCCUUGGACACUACAAGCUCCCAUCAAAAACUGUUAUGCCAGUCAAGGCCAAAUCCUGGAGGUCAGAGUUCAAACGCUUAUAUUACCAUACCCCUGCUGUGCUGAGUGAAGAGAGGAAAGAGCACAAGGAUGAAGUCCUACAUGUCAGUUUUUCUCAUGAUGGCACCAAGUUUGCCACUUGCUCCAAGGAUGGGUAUUUCAAAGUCUGGCAGUGUACCCAUCCUGUGGAGCUCUUGUUUAAAAUGGACAUGAAGAGCACAUUCAGUUGGAAAUUUACUCAGUUUUCUCAGUUCAAUGAGACAGACACAUGUCUCUUGGUCUCAGGUGUUUACUUUGGUAGACUGUCCACCUCAGGAGAGAUUGCAGUUUUUAAUUUACAAGAUGGAUUUAAGAUGCAGUGUCGUGUGACCAACAAGCCAUACGAUGUGUUUGGUGCCUGGUACGACAAUGACCACCUCUUGUCAGGAACACUGUACUGGACAGGAGACUUUAACUCUGUGUCUGCUGUUUGGUUAAGCAAGGUCAGAAAACUUGCAUCCCAGGAGGUGGAGUCUGAGAUAGAAUCUGUCAGCAUGGUCCUCUACAGGUUUGAGAACGUCAACUCCAGCUCUAUACGUCUGCUCCAUGUGGCAGAGAUUGAGCAGGAUGAGGAAAUGACAGAUAAAUCUGUUGAUGAGUUUAGUGACGCCAACACACGAAGCAACAGCCUAGGCCCAGAGGACCGAGUGUCCAGUGACUCCGAACCAGACAACAGGAAAAACUUUUUCCAUAACCAAAACAAGGGUCAACCAGAGGCUGAUAAGACUUCCAUUCUAGAUCAUCUGUUGAGGAAAGUCAUUGCCGAGGAUGAGUUUGACAUUGAGAAUGAGGACAAAACAGACGACGAAGAUGAGAUUGCUGAAGAUGACUUGUGUGAGCAGGAUUCGUGUGACAGGUUCGAGAGCGCUAGAGACUCACUGACACCUGCGGACGACGCGGUCUGCUGCUUGCUGGACAGCGAUGCCGGCGCAUCGGGCGGGUCAUUCCAGUCUGAAGUUUCAGACCAGUGUCCAGCUGCCCAGAGUUUUGGUCCCUGUCAUGCUGUGACCGGGUGUUGUCCAGUUGUUUGCAAAACACAGGUGUCAAAAGAUUGUCCAUUCACUACAAAUAACAUGGAUCUACUAUCUGGCAUGCUGGAUAACUCUAGCAGGUCACCUGGCAUGCUGGAUAACUCUAGUAGGUCGCCUGGCAUGCUGGAUAACUCUAGUAGGUCGCCUGGCAUGCUGGAUAACUCUAGUAGGUCACCUGGAUUGCUGGAUAACUCUAGCAGGUCGCCUGUUAUGCUGGAUAACUCUAGCAGGUCACCUGGCCAUGUGCCAGACUCCACACUGCCAUGUACGCUGUGGAACAAAAACAGUAUUAUGUAUUGUUCAGAUUCUGAUUCAAAUUGUUCCAGAAACUGCUCUCAGGUAGAGACCGUUCCUUCUCAAGGUGGCAGCGACACAUCUGUCAACACUCCAGCUAAGAGUGUCGGCCAGAACAUUGGUUCAAUGUUGGCCCGGGCCGCCAGCUGCGAUUUGGAUAUUUGGGACACGGACAGUGCCAUGGAAGAGCUGAUGAGGGACACUGAGCUGCAUGCAACAGCUUCGUCCAGCCACCAGGGACACACUGAAAGACCAUGCCACCCCUGCUCAUCUGUCCCACCACACCAGAAAGAAACCCCCCCUCACUGCAGCAUUCCCGGCUCAAAAAACCAUUCACCGAGCGAUGUGCCUUGCAACGACAACACCAGACCACCCGGCGUGGACAACAACAGCAACAACAUCAGCACCCUGCCCUACCAGGCUCCCAUAAACUUGGACCUCCACGCCAAGCAGGGCUGCUGCAACCACAUCAGCCACAGCAUCGCCACACAAACUGAGGGACUGGUCAGCCCCGCCAGCUCCUUCCACUCCCUGUCCCACAUGAGCCAUAGCUCCAGCCUCUCGCGAGACCUGGGCCAGAGCACACCCAGGGAGAAGUUGUUGAUAUACACUUGGGGAUCAGAGACAUACAUCCCGCAUAAAAUUGGAAUCAAGAGAAUGCGGUGGACAGACUUCAGCAAGGGGGAAGUAACAGCAAGGCGCUCAUCUAUGCUGUUACCUGAUGUGAUGGAGAACCUCCACAACAUGGCAGGGAACAGAAGGGAUAAGCCUGACGUUACCAUAGAGAUGCAUGGCCACAUAGUUGGUCUUAGCCUGUCGCCUGAUCACAAAUUCUUGUAUGUGAAUUGUCGCCCUUGGCCUCAAAACUACAUAAUCUCAGAUCCUCAAGAAUCGCCUCCCUUAGCUCAGGAAGUUGAGAUCUCUACAAUAGACCUGACAACUUUUAAAUUUGUGGGGCCAGUACUGAGGUCCCACAAGGCCUACACCCACAGUGAUGAAUGUUUCUUCUUGAACCUGGAUGUCUCAGAGCAUUACGUUGCUAGUGGUGCAGAGGACCGUCAAGGGUACCUGUGGGACCGGCACUAUGGUAUGCCGCUGUACAGGUUUCCCCAUCGCAAUGUGGUCAACUGCGUGGCCGUCAACCCUCAAGACUCGGAGCAGCUGGUGACUGUCAGUGACGACUACACCUUCAAGGUUUGGAUCUCUCGAUGUCGAGCCAAGCAGCUGGCGCAGGUAAAAUCUGGCGUCUAAGGCUCACAUCAAAAUCCAGGUGGAAAGGUGCCGACCUUUCUCAUCGCUUGAGGUCUUUUAAGGCUGGCAGCUGUGCUAUCCAGGACAAUGAAUCCUAGUUAGAUUCUUAGUGUGUUUAGUGGAGUUGAGCCGAGCUGUUGUUAAACUUGUUGCUUCCAGUUCAUAUAACUAGCAUGAUGCACUCAUUUCUUCAUACAUAUCUAUCAGUGUCUGACACUUGUAGCCAUGCUCAAUCCAUGUCAUUCAUUUUUUUCUCUCCAACAAAGUUGGAAGCUUUGCCAUAUUUCUACAUGCACUUUUUGUCUAGACAGACAUUUUGUUUUACUCUUCUUUUUUAGAUGUAUCAUCAUAUAUACAUUUUAAGCAAAAAAUGGAAAGUGCUUAGAAAAAUUCUUUGGUUUCGGCUGUUGAACAGCAUUUGUUUAAAAGAUAUUUCAAUAGAACUUUUUUGUGUGUGUUUAGCGAGUAGUUUUUUUGUCACUGUCUUUGAAAUAACAGUCUAGGCUGAGCUGUUGUAAAUGUCACUUUUCUUGGCCAUUUUGCGCGCAGCCUGUUGCCAUUUCUAAGUACAAUUUAAUAUUGUAUUUUACAUCAGUUGAAGGAAAAAUAUUUUGACUACUGCUCAUCAACUUGUCUUGAUGCAGAAUGUGGUGUUUUUUUUUUUUCUUCUUUUUGUUAUAGUGGUGGAGGUUUAAUUAAACACUCUUUAACGAAGCUCUGACCCCACCUAACAUGCAGGUGAAAACCACAGUAUAAAAAAGUGAUUAUAGUAUUUGGCCACUGGGUUUUGCCAUCUGAUUAUCUAGUUUUGUGCCAUGCAGGAAUUAAAUCAUUUAUAGGGGCGUAUCUAUCUGCUAUUUCUGUAACUAAAUUAUUUACAAGUUAAUUUUUUUUUAAAACUAGUGUUAAUUAUGCUGUGUUGAUCUAUUACAUCACAGAGAAACUUAAAUUAUAUCCACAUAAGCAUUUUACAGAUGAGCCUUAUAAACUCAGCCCUCCAUUUUUAAAAUGUCUCCAAGGGCAGUAACUUAGCUUUUUAUGUGUAGCAUACUGCUUUCCCUUUGCCAAAACAAAAUGAUUUGAAUACACUUGCAUGUGUACAUUUUCAUGUAAAUUUUGUUUCCAUUUCACAUCUACAUGCUUGUGUGGAAUGAGAAUACUUUUAUUGAAACACAUUGGGGGCAGCAAAUAUAACUGUUUUGUGUGUUAUUCCUGUCUGGAUAUAUAUUAUUGGUUCUAAUACUGUACUUGAAAUUUUACUGCAAAUAAAACUGUUAAAUGUGA
Physella acuta is the source of this 6089-nucleotide messenger RNA. Its product is annotated as F-box/WD repeat-containing protein 5. NCBI's taxonomy places the organism in Eukaryota, Metazoa, Mollusca, Gastropoda, Physidae. Gene Ontology annotation, molecular function: protein binding. The record is from RefSeq and is a predicted model, not a curated record. Gene Ontology annotation, biological process: protein ubiquitination. Gene Ontology annotation, cellular component: Cul4-RING E3 ubiquitin ligase complex; SCF ubiquitin ligase complex.